This is a messenger RNA of Aureobasidium subglaciale EXF-2481, 609 nucleotides long. RefSeq lists its product as uncharacterized. The record is from RefSeq and is a predicted model, not a curated record. Bases 1 to 609 code for a protein of 202 amino acids. Lineage: Eukaryota; Fungi; Ascomycota; Dothideomycetes; Dothideales; Saccotheciaceae. The transcript has 3 exons.
AUGCUCUCCAAGAUCUCAAUCGUCCUCGCACUCCUGGUGCUGUUGACGCAGUUCGCAGUCGCUGCUACUCCUCCUGCCUGUGUCAUCAGAGCUGUUGGCGAAUCGGACCAGUCGCCAACCAACAUCAAGGACAUCUGCGGAAGUGGCAACACAGUCGAACAGACCCUGGUUAGCGACUGUGGUAACGAUCUCGAUGCUGCCAUGAGCGCCUUCUCCAGCAUCUGCGCCAGAGCUGGUGUCACCAUCUCUACUUGGGCUGCAGCUACUGCCACUCCAGCUAGUUCAGCACCUGCUGGCUCUUCUGUCGAGCCUUCCUCGGCCAUGACCACCGGCAUCAAGUCUGAAUCUGCCAUCACCGCUGCCACUGCUUCGCCCUCUAGCACAGAGUCUGCUACUCAAUCUGCCGGUGUCACUGUCACUACUGCUACCAACACCAACACCCACACCGAUACUGUCAUCAGCACCCAGACAACCUCGCAGUCCACUGACGAAUCGGCUGCUGCCACUUCGACUGGCGCACCAUCUACCGGAGUCGCUGACCGUUUCAAGAUCAGUGGCCUCGCCAUGAGCAUUGUCAUUGCUGCCGGUAUCAUUCUGAUGUUGCAGUAA